Molecule: messenger RNA, 1015 nt
Organism: Spea bombifrons (plains spadefoot toad)
Lineage: Eukaryota; Metazoa; Chordata; Amphibia; Anura; Pelobatidae
Product: transmembrane 4 L6 family member 5-like
Exons: 5
Coding region: 59-664 (201 amino acids)
Cellular component (GO): membrane
Source: RefSeq, a predicted model, not a curated record
GGUGUCCUCAGCACACUCUCUCGUCGUCGGUCUCUCGAGACACUUCUGGGUCCUCAUCAUGUGCACCGGAAAAUGUUCCAAGUUUAUUGGGCUGUCUCUGUACCCGUUCGCCGUCAUCUGCAUCAUCUGUAACAUUCUGCUUUUCUUUCCGGGAUGGGAAACGGAGCCGGUGCGAAACACGCAAGACCAGCUCACUCCAGAAGUGAUCUAUUUAGGUGGGAUUAUCGGUGGCGGCAUACUGGUCCUAAUUCCGGCCAUUCACAUUCAGGCAACGGGACGGCAGGGAUGUUGCAAUAACCGCUGCGGGAUGUUCCUGUCCAUCCUGUUUGCUGCCAUAGGAGUUGCCGGAUCUGUUUACAGCUUUACCGUGUCUACUGUGGGCAUGGUGCGAGGACCCGUGUGCAAUUACACCGACCCAAUCACCCACGAUCCUAAGUGGGGUAGGCCUUUUUUUACUGAGCUGGAAAAUUUUAGUAAUGAAAGUUACCUCUUCAAUAGAGAAACAUGGAGUGUGUGUACCUACCCCCCAAAUGUAGCUGAGUUCAAUAUCAUUCUGUUCUCCAUCAUCCUGGCUGCCAGUGGCAUCGAGAUCAUAUUGUGUGUCACACAGAUGCUGAACGGCCUAUUUGGAUGUCUCUGUGGUACAUGCCGAAACAAAGACUAAACUGGGAGUGUUAACAUCCUUACCACCGAUCGUAGCCCUCCAAUUCCUCAGCGCUCCCAAUACCCCCCCCUCAAAGGCUGGUUCCUUUGGGGGUAACGAAAGGGAACCACCCGCCAAUCUUUUCUGAAUACAGAUUAUACCUUUUUGUGCAUUGAUGAGAGAAGGGACACUCUGACCCACGUACCCCCCGCCCACUGGGACAGAAUGAAGGCUCCACCCACCAGACUGGCCCCCUCCCCCUUCCGGGUGGAAAGCUGAGAAUAUAUUUCUUGAAAUGUACAUAUCAUUUAUAUUUGUAUUUAUAAUUUAUGUCAAUGACAUUAUUCAAAUAAAAAACAUGUUUACAAUUAA